This is a messenger RNA of Phaeodactylum tricornutum CCAP 1055/1, 1620 nucleotides long. RefSeq names its product silicon transporter (gene Sit4). Lineage: Eukaryota; Bacillariophyta; Bacillariophyceae; Surirellales; Neidiaceae. The record is from RefSeq and is a predicted model, not a curated record. The coding region runs from base 82 to 1620 and encodes 512 amino acids. Gene Ontology annotation, biological process: silicic acid import across plasma membrane. The transcript has a single exon.
UUGAUCAAGGUGCAUCCAAACAAGUCAAGCCCAAACGCUAACUUUCUCGCUUACAGAAAAAGUAAGCGCAAUAAUACAACAAUGGUGGAUGCAGGUAACGUCAUCAAGUGUGCCUACUCGGUGGGCCUACUCGUUUUCUCGACCAUUAUCAUUAUGGGUCUGAUCUUCAACGAAGAGACCAAGCUCUCCUCCGAUGUUAACUCUGCCGUUGCCUUUGUUGCUAUUUGGGGCGGAGUCUUGUGGCUCACCAUGGUGGAGGGAGGUCAGGGAUCAUUGGUCGGACUGGCACCCGUCAACAGAGAGCUCUACAAGGACUCGCAUCCUAUUGCUUACAAGUGCACUGCAAUUGCCCACAAGGGCGACAACCUGGAUCGGUACCUCUUGGGUCGGCAGUUCAUGGUCGUCUUGACUGUCUUUGUUGUCAACAUGUCAGGCGGUCCGCUAAAGGAUGCCGAGCUUUGGGGCUUUCCUUACGUGCUUACGAAUAUGUUCCUGGGCAGUGGUCUGGCCAUGAUCCUCUUCACAGCCAUGGUGGGGCAACUCAACUCACAGGUCAAUGCCUCCCUAUGCAUGCUCGACUACAUCAACAACUACUUUGCGCUCUUCACCCUCUGGGUUGCGAUGGCUAUUGAGUUUUCCGGACUGCUACAUGCGUCCUACCUUGUACAGAUGCUCGUGGCCGCACUUUCCGGCAAGAAGAUCGAGUCCAACGAAGAACCCCGCAAUGGGCUCCAGAAUCUCUUUUUCUGGUCACGCUGUCUCGGUUCCCUCGCAAUCUUGGGAUACUGCUUCGCGGUGACCUUGGCCGCACUCUUUGCCGGCAAGACUACCAUGUGGGAAGGCGUACCGCCAUCGGUUGCUGUUAUCGUCUUUUUUGUGCUCAUGUCUGUUGUUGGUUUGCUCGAGGGUAUGCAAAUUGCGUUCUUUGCCGUCGCCAAGAUUCCCAAGGCUGAACGAGGAGAUUCCGUUUUCGCCAAGAAAACUUGCGACUUGCUUUUCAAAGGCGACGGUAACAAUCUUCCGGGCUUUAUGAUUGGACGACAGCUCUGCGUAGUGUCCUGCAUGUUCUUCAUUGCGCGAGUAACUAGUGUUGAGAUUGCUGAGGGCGAAGAAAAUAUCUUCGGAGUCUCGGACGGCUUCCAAAAGCUCUUCGACACGGGUCUUCUUGGUGCCAUCAUCACAACCAUCGUAGCGUCUAUUUCUUGGCAGCUGGUGGCUUCGGCCUUCCCCAUAGCCUUUUUGUCCAACCCCUUCACCUACAUUUUCCUCCGGAUUUGUCUGGUCUUGGAAGCUAUCGGUAUCUGCUCCGGAGCCUGGGUUCUCGCCGCCAUUCACAAGAAAGUUGCUGGGUUCCAACGUGAUGAGGUAUACAUCGGCACCGCUGAGGAACGUGCGGCAAAGGACAUGAGCGACGAUUCGGACCAGCUUCAUCUGGGACCUGGGCACUUGGUCAAGCUACCCGGCUUCGCUGAACAUGCACCAACAGCGUUGAAGGAUCUCAUGAUGGCGGACCCGUCCGUCGCGGACUACCUUAAAUCCAUUCAUGAGAUGGAAAGUGGGAAAGCCAAUGGGGAGGGAUCGGAGACGAGACGGACAGGUUCAUCUGAGGCUGAUGAGUAA